UAUGGGACUCCAUCUCUGCUCUCUGGCGUACGCAGUCCACUGCUGGUUACGCUUUACGCACAGGCACAGGCUCGCAGAGGAAAAAAAGAAACUGCAUCAUAUAGCAACACAUAAUCUUUUAAAAAAUAAAUUCAAUAACACAAGUAGCCACAAUCUCGACGACGGCCAUCAUGAGUAAUAAACAAGCCUGCAUCUUUCUCAGGGGUGGAACAAGAAGACGCACAAGAGAGCUGACGAAAGAGGAGAUUGGAGAGUUACGUGAAGCUUUUGUCGAGUUUGAUAAGGAUAAGGACGGUUUCAUAACCUGUAAGGACUUGGGGAACCUGAUGAGGACAAUGGGCUACAUGCCGACUGAAAUGGAGCUCAUACAACUCAGUCAGAAUAUCAACAUGAAUUUGGGGGGACGGGUGGACUUUGAGGAUUUUGUGGACCUAAUGAGCCCCAAGCUCUUGGCUGAAACUGCAGGGAUGAUUGGCGUGAAGGAACUUAAAGACGCAUUUCGAGAGUUUGAUUUAGAUGGUGACGGUGCCAUCACGUCUGAUGAACUAAGACAGGCCAUAAUAAAGCUACUUGGAGAACAAACUAGUAAAACCGAAAUUGAUGCAGUUGUCAGAGAAGCAGAUAACAACGGAGAUGGAAAAGUUGACUUUGAGGAGUUUGUGAAGAUGAUGUCGCAGAAAUAAGGACAACACGAGGAAUGUUUGACUGUGCAUGGAGUGGAUUCCUUUGUGUUUAAUUACACUGACGUUAGCCUGCUUCUUAUGAACUAUUUGACUGUUUUUUUCCUGUUGUUUAUGUGGCAUCCGCCUCACACGCGAUCACGUUGACCUCAUUAAUUAAAACUUAGUAAAGGCGCUUUGACCUUUUUUGUUCAAUUUGAUGCACAUAAUAUCGGUAAACAAAUUGAAUGAAUUGAAUUGCCUGAA
Gasterosteus aculeatus aculeatus (three-spined stickleback) is the source of this 926-nucleotide messenger RNA. RefSeq names its product calcium binding protein 5b (gene cabp5b). Gene Ontology annotation, molecular function: calcium channel regulator activity; calcium ion binding. The record is from RefSeq and is a predicted model, not a curated record. Gene Ontology annotation, cellular component: cytoplasm. NCBI's taxonomy places the organism in Eukaryota, Metazoa, Chordata, Actinopteri, Perciformes, Gasterosteidae.